GGAUAGCAGCAGCUACCAGCCAGAUAAACACUCAGCAUUGGUUUGCACAGCAGGAGUAACAUGGCGGCACAGUUAGCCAGCAGAAAUGUUGUUUCACUACCGCGAAGGUCAGAGCCGCGUCUGAUAAACGGGAUUUAAGAGUGAGGACACAGAAGAAAGUCUUAAAUCGGAGACGUGGACGAUGCUCAAAGGUUUCCUGGCGUUACUGUGUUGCAGCGAUGGCCUGAGGGACUCUCUGGACUGAAAGCGAGACGCUGAUAUGCAUUGAGGAUGAGUGGAGUCGGUGAAAACCCAUCUGACCCUGCCAGGGCAGAGUCACGAAAACGCAAAGAAUGUUCUGCCGGUCCCAGUCCAAAGCGGAGCAACGAGAAGCGCAACCGCGAGCACGAGAACAAAUACAUCGAGGAGCUCGCUGAGCUGAUCUUCGCCAAUUUCAACGACAUCGACAACUUCAACGUCAAGCCUGACAAAUGUGCAAUCCUGAAGGAAACUGUGAAACAGAUCAGACAAAUAAAGGAGCAAGAAAAAGCUGCAGCAGCAAACGAGGAGGAGGUGCAGAAGGCCGAUGUCUCAUCCACAGGCCAAAGUGUGAUUGACAAAGAUGCCUUGGGACCAAUGAUGCUGGAGGCCCUGGACGGCUUCUUCUUUGUGGUGAACAUGGAGGGGAACAUCGUGUUCGUGUCUGAAAACGUGACCCAGUACCUGCGCUACAACCAGGAGGAGCUGAUGAACACCAGCGUCUACAGCGUGCUGCACGUCGGGGAUCACGCCGAGUUCAUCAAGAACCUGCUUCCUAAAUCCCUCGUGAACGGCGUCCCGUGGUCCAGCGACGGUCCAAGGAGGAACAGUCACACAUUCAACUGCCGGAUGCUUGUCAAUCCCCACAGCGACAACCAGGACGAAGCGCACGAGCCCCAGCAGCAGAAAUACGAGACCAUGCAGUGUUUCGCCGUCUCGGAGCCCAAGUCCAUCAAGGAGGAAGGAGACGACUUUCAGUCGUGUCUGAUCUGCGUGGCUCGCCGGGUGCCCAUGAAGGAGAGACCCAUGCUCCCCACGCACGAGAGCUUCACCACGCGCCAGGACCUGCAAGGUAAGAUAACGUCCCUGGAUACCAGUCUGCUGCGGGCGUCCAUGAAGCCGGGCUGGGAGGAUCUGGUGAGGCGCUGCAUCCAGAGGUUCCACCUGCAGAAUGACGGAGAGAUGUCUUUCGCUAAGAGACACCAGCAGGAAGUGCUCCGCCAUGGCCAGGCCUUCAGCCCCAUCUACCGCUUCUCCCUCUCUGAUGGAACCAUCGUGUCGGCUCACACGAAGAGCAAACUGGUGCGCUCGCCCGCCACCAACGAACCCCAGCUCUACAUGUCCCUGCACAUUCUUCAGAGGGAGCAGACAGUCUGUGGAAUGGGUCAGGACAUGGGUCCUGGCAGUCAGGCCCCCGGGAUGGCACCCAAACCCAUGAACUCCUCCACUCCCUCCAUGACGCCUCCCACCCCGGGCAGUUUGCCAGGUUCGGGGCCUCAGGGCCAAGACACCACCAUCAGCAGCAACAGCACGCCUUUCUCCUCUCCCGGACCUGCUGGCCCCAGAGAACCAGCAGCCAUGGGGGGCCACAUGCAGGGCUACCGCUUUGGCUGCCCCCCACCACACAACCACACCGGGGGCAUGCAGCCGCCACAGCAGGGCCCCAACUGGAGGAUGAACAGCCCUUCUCGCGCCAGCCCCAGCCCGGCCGGUGGGCCGCAUCCACCUCAACAGAACUCCAUGCUGUCGCCGCGGCACCGAGGGAGUCCUGGGGGCGCGGGCAGUCCCCGUGUAGCGGGAGGCCUGCACUCGCCCUCUCCGGUGGGGAUGUGUGGUGCAGGGCCUGGAGGCGCAGGUAGUAGUAGCACGGCUAGCACCCAUGCUAACAGCUACACUAGCAGUUCUCUGUCCGCUCUGCAGGCCCUGAGUGAGUGCCACGGCGUAGGACACGGGCACGGGGCCCCUCAUGCACACACACUGGGCUCUCCUGACCGUAAGAUCGGCUCCCCAGCUGGGGGCACGCCAGGGUCAGGGGGGAACACUCAUCUGAUGUCAAAACUGGGAGGAGGCAGUGCUGGUGGUGCAGGAGACUCAUUUGGACCUCACAUGGAUCAGGGGCACUCCCAGGGCCAGACAGAGAGCCUAGCUGAGCCCAAGGAGGAGAGGGAAGGGCCCCCCGAGUGCCUCGACGCUCUCAAUCGUCUUCAUGACAACAAGGGCCACACCAAGCUGCUGCAGCUGCUCACCACCAAGCCCGAGCCUCUGGAGACGCCCCUGUCCCCUGGAGGGGAGGGUAAGGACUCUGCGGGCGGCCGGGGGGGCCACGCUGGAGGGAACACUCACGCCACGUCACUCAAGGAAAAACACAAGAUCCUCCACCAACUGCUACAGAACAGUACGUCUCCAGUAGACCUGGCCAAACUCACUGCAGAGGCCACAGGCAAAGAGCUGGGCCAAGACCCGACCCAGGGCGCCGGGAGUACAGCUUCUGGGGCAGACAUUGCUCUCAAGCAGGAGCCUUUGAGCCCCAAGAAGAAGGACAAUGCCCUGCUUCGCUACCUACUGGAUAAGGAUGACACUGGAAUGAAGGACAAGGUCCCUAAGCUGGAGCCUGGGGAGGUGAAGGUCGAAGGAGGCAAACACCCUCUUGUCAAGACGGAGAAACAAGACGCGGGAUACGACCGGGCUGAGCAGUCCUCAGAGCUGGACGACAUCCUGAACGACCUGCAGAACGCCCAGCCGCAGCUCUUCUGUGAGCCGCGGCCCGUGUCCUUGCCCAGUCCCAUGGACAAACAGAACAUCAUCAAUGACAUCCUGCAGAUGUCUGAGAACAAUCCGGCCAUGGCAGCGCAGCAGCAACAACAACACAGGGUCAUCGGGACUGGCAUGAGCCCAACCGCCUUUGCAGGUGUGCGGCCAGGCCAGCCAGGCCGGGGUUUGCCUGUGAGGAGCGUGUCUCUGGACAUGAACGCGGCCCCCCAGCAGCCCUCAUUGCAGUACCCCAUAAGGGCCACAAGCCCAUACACUCUAAUGCAGCAGCAGCAGCAAGGCAUUGUGGGAAGUCACAGCAUGAUGGCCAACCAGGCCGGUAUGGUCAGCACAGGACUGAUGGCUCCAGGUGGUCCACGGCCAGGCAUGCAGCAGCAGGAGGGUUGGAUGGGUUCAGCCUCCGCGCCUCCUCUGGGGGCGCCCGGGCCGCAGGGUCCCAUGCCGGGCAGGAUGGGGCCGAACGGGCCUCCUAUGAGGCCCAGCAGCCAGCCAGGACCCCGACAGAUGCUCCAAUCCCCAAUGAUGGCCAGUGCUCAACCUGACUUGGACAUUACGAUGGUCAGCCACCAUUUCUCCCAACAGGCUCCGCCCAACCAGACGGCCCCCUGGCCAGACAGCAUGAUGCCCAUCGACCAGACGGCUUUUGUAAACCAGGCCAGGCCGGUGCACUCUGCGGCCCAGGAUGAGUUGCUGUGUGGCGCGGGACACAGCUCUGGGGAAGGCAGCGCGGUGGACGAGGGCGUGCUGAUGUCCCAGCUGUACACCGCACUCAAAGACUUUGACGGUCUGGAGGAGAUCGAUCGCGCUCUGGGGAUCCCUGCUCUGGUAGAACAAAACCAAUCACUGGAGCCAGACCAGUUCCCCCAGGACCCCUCCAUGAUGAUAGACCAAAAGCCCCCCAUGUACACUCAGCAGUUUGGUCCCCCUCCCUCCCACAUGGCCCAGAGAGGGGGGUACCCCGGUGCCCCCUUGCAGGAGCCAGGCUUCCACCCCAUGUCCAGCCAGAUGGGUCCACGCCCGGGUUACCCGAUGAUGAGGAUGCAGACCCGGCCCGGUCUCAGGCCCGUGGGGGUCGUCCCCAACCAGCCCAACGCACUCCGGCUGCAGCUGCAGCACCGGCUGCAGUCGCAGCAGAACCGUCAGCCGAUGAUGUCUCAGAUGAGUGGAGUGUCAAAUGUGAACCUUCCUCUCAGAGCGAGUGCUCCAAACCAGGGGACCAUCAAUGCUCAGAUGUUGGCCCAGCGUCAGCGGGAGCUGCUGAGUAACCACCUGCGACAGAGGCAGCAGCAGCAGCAGCAGCAGCAGCAGCAGCAGCAGCAGCAGCAGGUGGUCCAGCAGCAGCAGCAGGUCCAGCAGCAGGUCCAGCAACGGAGCAUGGCCAUGAGAGCCCAGGGACUCAACCUGCCGCCCAACAUGAGUAGCCCCCGGAUCCCCCAGGCCAACCCUCAGCAGUUCCCCUACCCGCCCAGCUACGGUACCAGUACAGGCCUGGCCUCGCCACCUCCCCCCACCAGCCCCUUCUCCUCCCCUCUCUCCCCCAGCCUGCCCUCUCUUCCCCCCAACCCUCAGCUCCACAUGCAUGGCACCUCCUCCUCUUCCUCUUCCUCCUCCUCCUCCCAGAUGAUGAUGGGAAACACAAACAUGAUGGGCGGACAGUAUGGGGCCGUACUCAGCCCCCAAAUGCAGCACAGUGCCUUUCAGUUUCCCAACUCAGGUAUGAGCCAGCAGGUAGAAGGAGGCUUCGGGGGUCCCGGCACGCCGCAGAGCCCGCUGCUCUCUCCCCGCAUGGCCCACACACAGCCCCCGAUGAUGCAGCAGGGCCAAGGAAGCGCCGCCUUCCAGGGCUCCCCUGACAUGAACGGCUGGCCGCAGGGCAACAUGGGAGGCAACAGUAUGUUCUCACAGCAGCAGGCGUCACCGCAGUUCACCCAGCAGAGCAACAGCAACAUGUACAACGGCAGCGGCAUGAACAUCAACAACGUGUCCAACAUGGCCACCAGCAGCAUGAGCAGCAUGGGCCAGAUGGCCGGACAGAUGAGCGCCACGUCCAUGGCCUCGGGGCCCUCACCCAGCUUGCCCUCCUUGGGGCAAGAACAGAAAUACUGUUGACCCUCAUGGAGGUGUUGACCUGAACCUCAGUGAUCAGCUGGAGCAAGGAGCGCGUCGGGCCCUUUAAAAAUGUACAAACGUGUAACCAACCGACUGCCCCUUGAACCAGCCGGGCCGAGCCCUGCCCCCCUCCCCCCCCCCCGCCCCCGUCUCCCCAGCCCGGAGGAGCAGACCCAGGAGAGCGAGGAGGGCUGGGGGGACGGGCGGAGUAUCAACAUGCCUCACCCUGGUGGAGGAGCGCCUUGUGUCUGCCUGUCCAGCUGCAUUCACCGUCGUGUGACUUACUGUGGGCUUCCUGGGGGGGGGGGGGACACUGACCUGGGGGGGCAGCAGUGUUUGGGAUCCCUUGUUCUGAUGAAUGUAUUCCUCUCAGUGGACAGCGGCCAUUUACAAUCUCAUCUCAAAAAUGACGUACACUGAUUUUUCUUUUUCCUUUCUCACACAUUUGUGACAUUUCCACAUAGUUCCAAAAUGUCAGCAAAGACUCUUUUGGACGGAGCUCCAACACUUAGCCGGUUUUGCCUUUUUUUUUUUGCUGUUCUUUUAUUUUAUUAUUAUUUUAGUUGUCGUUGUUUUUUCUUGUCGUGAGAAUUAAGAUGUAGAAUGAAGAUGGUUGACGAAACUGAUCUUGAAAACACUGCAGAAUGGUUUGAGUGGUGAUUUGUAUGAUUAGACUAAUUUAGUCAAGAGGUUUAUAUAGUGUAUUAAAUUAAGUUUUAUUUUUCUGUAUAGAUUCAUUUUAAUUAUUGUAGAUGAUUCUUUAUCCUAGUAGCAACGAGAGAAAAAAGAUUUCUAAAAGUGUGAAAGAUGCACUUUUUUUUUAUAAUUUUAACAGUAAUGGUUGUUUUCUUCUAUUAACCUGAAUAAUGGAUUAUACUUUGGUCCUGUAGUUUCAGAAGAAGAUGUCAGAAUCAUAUAUGGUUUCAAAAUGAAUUACAGAGAUUGUACAUACCAAUAAGUAAAACGUUUUCUUUCCUAUUUAUUUUAUUCCGUAGGGUUUGGUUUCCCCGUCUGGUCUCAACUGCCUCUUGAAGCAGAGUAGGGUUUUUGUUUGUGCGAGCUUCACGUCGUGAUGUUCUGGUACGAUGCAGACGGGGGAGGGGGGGGGGGGGGUGUAUGAGGGUGUGCUGUGUAUACAGUGUACAGAUUAUCGCUUGCUUCUCUGCCUUUAGCAUAGAACACCACGAAAAAGACAAAAAAAAAAAGACAAAUUCAACACAGCCAUACGAUAACUCAAAAGAAUUAACAGAAGUGUGCUUUCUAUGUUGUCUGGAGUGAAAAGUGCUUCAUACAAGCUGCUAGGUGCAAACUGUUCUGGUGUGAUGUAAACAAGCAAUAACUGAUUACUUGAGAAUCUCUCGGUUUGUGUUUUUUUGUUUUGUUUUGUUUUGUAAUCUUUGUACAGUUUCCUGAAUAAAAAAGGACACAUUUUUGCUCCACGUUUGGACGCAGUAUUAAACACCAUUUUUUUAUUGCAGUUUGUACCAAGAAAGUCUACAUCCACACACAGCGUUCCUAUUAGAUUAUGCAGCAACGGGCCUCGGCCUGCAGAGGGACGGAGUCUGUGACACUCUGCCUCCCGCCACUCCUCUAACGCAGAGGUCAGAGGUCAGACUGCACGCUUCAUGAGGCCUGCUCUGACAGACACUUAGCCAUAUUUUAUGACCUCAGGCAGUUAGUUCAACUAUAAAGUGUUCAGUAAUGACUUGCUGUUCUUGUGCCCCAGUAGGGGUUUGGUUUGACCUCCACAAGAUCUAAAGCAAGUCAUCUUCUCUAACCUCAAAAGUACAUUUUCCUCAACAACAACAAAAAAAAACAUUUUAUAUCGACUAUUUUAAACCCAGGACAAACUUGGAGCAAGCCAAAUAAUCCUCACCUUUCAAUUGGAUUUCUGAAUUCUACCAGCUUUUAUUUUCAUAGUGAGGGACGACCUGUUGGUUAGCAUGCUUUGAGGCCCGCGGAAAAUAAAGUUAUCAUGAUGUCACUUAACGGGGUCCUAAUGUAGACGUGGCAGCGUGAGACAGGAAGUCAUUCUGAAUGUAUCGUCACUACGGGCGUAAGGAUGUGGCUGCUGGUGUUUGUCUCAACAUGUUGACGAGGUGUUCACUGACACCAUGCGCUCUUCAGCAUUCAAAGAGGAAGCUGCCAUUGUUGCUUCUUGUCGCUUCUUUUUGCUUCUUGUGUAAAUGAAAUUUGAAGCUGUAGCAGGUCAGCUCUGGGACACAUCUGCAUUAAUGUUUUGGUCGCCAUGUUGCAGACGUCCUGCAGUUGUCUUGCUGCAGGGUACGGGAGAUCACACCUUUUUGAUAAAUGCUGUUUUGAUUGUAUCAUACAGUCGUGCAGAACAAGCCUUUUUGAGCCAUUUUAAAGAAUGAUCACAGCCCUUUGCAAAUUUCCAAAGAUUGUCAAGAUUUUGAAAAAGAUUCAAAGCCAUGUGGUAGCAAUGCAUUUUUUUUAGCAUUUAUAAUGAGGACGGGUGCAAAUAAAUGAUUUUUGCCCCUUAAAAAUAUCCAGGCGUUGGACCCACUUAACGAAAAAAUAUUUUUUUCUCUUUAGCUUAUUGUUUGAAAGAACUUUAAAUGCCCUUUUGUAUUGUCUGCCAAUUUCUUAGAGCUAAGAUGCAACCUUGAAAUGCUAAGAACCCUAGCAUAAUGCCUUAGAUUUCGUCCGUUCUCGUUCUUGUACAUUACACCACUGUCUGUAUAAAUUUGUAUAAUGACUUGUGUACAAUAUUGAAUGAGUGCAUCAUCGCUCGAGUCUUGGCAGGAGACUCGGUCGCAGGUCAUUGCUCUCUGUUCUGUGUUCAAGACUUAUUUCAUUUCCCCCCCUCACUGUUUGUAUGGAAAAGAUGAUACAUAGGGAUAUUGAAGCAAUAUGUAAUAUACUAUAUGUACUUUCUGAAGAAAGCUUACUGUUGUGUUUUCCCCAGAUAUUUCUUUUUUCUGCAUUGUUCACAGGAAUCACACUGUAUACCUGCAUCCACCUUUGUACCCCUAGUGUGUGUGUGUGUGUGCGUGUGUGUGUGUGUGUGUGUGUGUGUGCGUGUGUGUGUGCGUGCGUGUGUGAGCGUUUUAUGCAAAAUUAGAUAUACAAGAGAAGUUAAAACCACAGUUAUGCAAGUUGUGAACUAAUAUGGCUUCGCUGAUGCUAUUUGCCUUGUAAAUAAAGAAUUCUGUUAUUGCAGUAUUUAA
Cottoperca gobio is the source of this 8087-nucleotide messenger RNA. RefSeq names its product nuclear receptor coactivator 2 (gene ncoa2). The coding region runs from base 271 to 4896 and encodes 1541 amino acids. Lineage: Eukaryota; Metazoa; Chordata; Actinopteri; Perciformes; Bovichtidae. Gene Ontology annotation, molecular function: protein dimerization activity; nuclear receptor binding. Gene Ontology annotation, cellular component: nucleus. The record is from RefSeq and is a predicted model, not a curated record. Gene Ontology annotation, biological process: cellular response to hormone stimulus; positive regulation of transcription by RNA polymerase II. The transcript has 22 exons.